Molecule: messenger RNA, 2772 nt
Organism: Podarcis muralis (Common wall lizard)
Lineage: Eukaryota; Metazoa; Chordata; Lepidosauria; Squamata; Lacertidae
Gene: CREBL2
Product: cAMP responsive element binding protein like 2
Biological process (GO): regulation of DNA-templated transcription
Cellular component (GO): nucleus
Molecular function (GO): DNA-binding transcription factor activity
Source: RefSeq, a predicted model, not a curated record
GCGGCGGCGGCGGCGGCGGGCGGGCGGCCCCGGGGGCGGCGGCCUAGGGCGGGCGGGGCUCCGGAGGCCUCGUCCUUCGCGGGAGGGGCCGGGCUGCACCCAUGGACGACAGCAAAGUAGCUGGAGGGAAAGUGAAGAAACCAGGGAAACGGGGCCGUAAACCAGCCAAAAUAGAUUUGAAAGCUAAACUUGAGAGGAGCCGGCAGAGCGCGAGAGAAUGCAGGGCGAGGAAGAAGCUGAGGUACCAGUACCUGGAAGAGCUGGUUUCAAGCAGAGAGAGAGCCAUAUGCGCCCUUAGAGAAGAGCUGGAAAUGUACAAGCAGUGGUGCUCAGCAAUGGAUCAAGGGAAAAUCCCCUCUGAAAUUAAAGCUCUGCUAAGCGGGGAAGAGCAAAGUAAACCACAGCAGAACAUGGCCAAGGUUGGCAAGGCUUCAAAGAUGGAUGCAAACAGUCACAGUUCCUGGUGAAGGUGGAACAGCCAAGAUCAAAGUCCCUAUUUUAUACUACCAACACUGAUUUGUAGUCUUUAUGCUAAGCUUCCCUUCCACUAUGAUGUGUGGCAAUGCUGCAGCAGCAAAGAACUUGAUCGUUGAGGUGAAUCACCAAAAUAACCCAAUGGCAAGCCAACAGAAUUAAACCUACAACUUAAAAAAAAACCCAGUUUGUUAUAUAGAUAUAGAAACUACAACUUACGUGUAUGUAGAUAUUUCUGCUGUGACAGUGAAGGAAAUUUCCGACCUUGCUGUUAUAAUUGCUCAUGGUUUAUGUGUUGGAUUUUUCUGUUUAGUAUUCAUAGGAGUGGCUAUUUAAGAAACCAUGUGCAGCAAAGGCUGAGAUCUUGGCCAUCUGGUAUCAAAGUAGUCUGUUAUGUGUAUGGUAUUUAUCUGUGGUCCAUGUUGUAAUAAUAAUUCCAGUUUCCCAUGGUGGGCUGGAAGUAUGUAAUGGGUUUACACUUCUGUUAUUUCUGACCUAGUGCAGCAUUGUGGCUGAGAAGAGGAGGUCCCUGGUUCAAAUCUCGCCUCUGCCAUGAAUUCCCUUAGGCAAGGCAACUCAGAGGGAUAAUACUGACUUUUCUUUCUACAGGGUUGUUUUAAGCAUACAAGUGUUACCAUGUCUGUGAGAUGCUUUUUGCGUACAUUCCUAUGCAAAACUCCCUGCAGACAAAAAACUAGCACAGGUGCAGGUGGGAAUGGGCUGUUAUGCUCGGUGUGUGCUUGCUUUUUUGGUAGUAAGGAACCAAUCAAAAACAGUAUGUCCCACCUACUGUCUAUAGUGCUAAAGUCCUUCUGUCACCUCAGUCUGCCACCUGUGUAGACCAGGCCUCAGUCAAUGUUUCCCAAACAUUUGACAGGCAAAGAACUGUAAAUAAGUGUAUUGUUAAAUCAAGCUUGAAGGGAGACUUUCCAUUCUUUUUCAAAAAGAUACCUCUGUUUGCAGAAUCAAUGGAUAGGCAUUCUCCUUGCAGUUCCAGGGCAGCCCAGUUAACGUGGCUUCCCACCCUCCCUUUUGCCCAGUCAGCCAGGGAUCGGGGAUGGCACUGUGUUGGCUGGGCCAUGCCAACACUCCUGGGAUUCUCCCGCAGCCACCAGCUCUGGGGCAAGCUCCAUUAGUAGCCCCCUGUGUCCCAUUUCUCCUUUGGGAUGAUGUCACUGUCCACCUAUUGGUAGAGAGCAGGGGAAGGCAGCCCCACACAGGAUCGCUCUGCACUGAGCAGCAUGAGAGUGGUGGUGAAGACGUCCAACAUAGUGGCUUAAACGUACCUUUAUAAAAACGGAGCCAUGCUUGUGAGCCCUAUUCCCACAGUUGGUGAAUUGCUGUUCUGUGCCACAGUCAGGACUCUGGGCCACCCUCCUCCCAUUCAGGCAUGCCACAUGCCGGCACUCCUUAAGGCUCCCCUACUGCAGGCUUACCCAGCCAUGGAUUAAUUUGACCUAUUAAAUUAAGUCUUUCAAGGGUUCAUUGUUUUGUGACAUGAGGUGGCCCUUUUUACACCCAAGUGAAACUAUCUCCUUGAAAGUAAAAUCCUGCUGGAGUGUAUCUGAGCAGGCGCCCUUUUGCUUUAGACUUCUUUAGCUUGUGUGACUGUCUGCCUGUUUGGAACCUGCUUAUUGAUGCUAUCAUUGAGUCAAAACCUAAUGCAUUAUUCCUUGCUUCCUCAACGCACCCAAGGAGCAGCUGAGUGGGACUGGGGUGGGGUGGCAUUUCUCACCUGGCUGGCUGACAGCGGGAGAAAGAGAGGAAGAGAAAUGGUCUGCCCAUCUCUCACCACACUGACUUUGCUCUUGCUGAAGUGACUUCAUUAGCGGGACUGCGCACAAAUUAACAAGAGGGUGAACUGGGGCGGGUAUUUUAGGCAGCAUGUUGAGUAGAUGUAUUAUAGCAGGCUGACUCCGAUGCAGGGCUUUUGAUGCAGGAUGCCCUGCAGGCUCCAUUUAGAGCAGAGCUCUCCAAACUUUUCAUGUUGGUGACACACUUUUUAGACAUGCAUCACUUCGCGACACAAUAAUUCAGUUUUACUGGAGGUCAAACUAACCCCUUAUAAGAUCGUUCACGUGACACACCUACACACUAAUGUGUUGUGACACACAGUUUGGAAAGCUCUGAUUUAGAGUCUGACUGUAGCAUUGUGCAUCAGAAAGGGAAAAUUUAAUCUCUUUCAGCUUGAUGUCUUGAUCACUCACAUAUAUUUGCUGUGAAGAAAACACUUAAAUUCUUGUAAGACUCCCAAGUCUGUCCUUUUUUGUUUUAUAUUAAAGUGGAUGUAACUUCAAA